AUGACCCAACCUGUCAUACUAGAUUCACCAACGAAGAGGGAGACGGAUGACUCGAAGGUCGAUCCUCGCAGUACAUUCGACUACUACGGUGCAUGCUAUGAUGUGUCUCUGGACGGCAAGAUAAGAGAGAGUUGCCGACUCACGGUUAAUUCUGCAGAGCCAAUGCCUAUCGAGACUGCUUGGUUCAAAGGUCACAUAAUGGUCAUGCACAAACCCCCAGGGCCAGAUGGCACACCCUUCCGCUAUCUCGACUAUCUGGGUCCCAAGAGAAGGCGUUGGGAGAUGCGAUGGCAAGGUCGGUUCAAGAAGGAGGUCCCGUCCGACUUGCGGUUUGGCCUAGAGGUCGACAACGAUCCUCCAGAGUUGGGAUUUGCAACCCGUACACUAGUGCGGAUUCUUCUCAAAGUCGCAUCCCGAUUGGCGGAGGCUCGGGGUUCUCAUUUAUAUUGCAAUUUUGGCAGCAAGCGACAGAGUGAUCACGGCGCAACGUAUUUCAUGUUCCCAUUACAGUCCGCGGAUACUAUCUUGGAGCACGACAUCGACGAUCCGGCUAUCCCGGCUAUUUGCUCCAAUGAGAACUUGAAAGGAAGUGUCCCAAUGAAGCACAAGUUCAGAACUGAUAAAGUGUACACAUUUUGCUACUAUUCUAUGUACUGUGAUUUUGUCACUUGGGAUAUACGGAACGUCUUCGGUGUAUCCGGUGCCUGUUUGAAGUCUAUGCUCGGGCCUCAGCCAUUCCGCAUUGCAUUGAAGGACCCAAUCAACAACGAGUAUUAUAUGAACAUGCUUUUAGCACAUAGAACUCUCAGCCGAGAGUGGGCGGCGCACUUCGAGAGUCAGGACGAGGAAGAACUGGAAAGAGAACACAGUGUUGCCAGCUUCUACUCUGCUGUUAGUGGUAACGAUAGCCCCAAGGUUUCUCUCGCACAAGCAGUAAGCUCGCCUGUGAGUUGUACGAAGAAGUCAAUUCGGUCUCGUAUAUGGCAAUGGAUCUUCGUACCUUGCAUUGCCUCAAGGAAGCAACUUGCCGAGCAAGGUUCGCGAGCAUACCAGGAGUUCGCCGACGAUGUUCAAGCCAUAAAUUUGGAGUAUCGUGUUCAAGUUGUGAGAUGA
This is a messenger RNA of Perkinsus marinus ATCC 50983, 1113 nucleotides long. RefSeq lists its product as hypothetical. Bases 1 to 1113 code for a protein of 370 amino acids. The record is from RefSeq and is a predicted model, not a curated record. NCBI's taxonomy places the organism in Eukaryota, Perkinsozoa, Perkinsida, Perkinsidae. The transcript is spliced from 4 exons.